AUGAUUAAAUUAAAAUUAAUUAGAAAAUAUAAAAAAAAUUUUAAAUAUAAAUAUAUAUAUACAUUAAGAAUAUCUUAUUUAAAAAAAACAACUAAAAUUAAUUUUUUAAUAAAUUUAGGUAAUUAUAUGUCUAAUAUAAAUAUAUAUAUAUUUUUAUAUCCUAAAAUAAUUUUUUAUUCUAAAUUAGGUUCAAAUAUAUCAAAAAAAUUUUCUUUAAUAUCUUUAUAUUAUUUAAAAAAUUUAUUAAUAAAUAAUAAUAUUUAUUAA
Messenger RNA from Eimeria tenella, 267 nucleotides. NCBI's taxonomy places the organism in Eukaryota, Apicomplexa, Conoidasida, Eucoccidiorida, Eimeriidae. The record is from the annotation of a RefSeq genome assembly.